GCAGAAACUCUCAACCACAAUCACCACCGCAUGCCAGCCCACGAAUAAAUAAAUAACAGAACUACGAGGAUUUCUGGAUAUCGACACUCGCUGCAUUUACAGCUGUUAUAUUCAUUUGGCUUUUGCGCACACGGCUAACUCAUCGCCAACCCUCCGCUUCCCCCUCGACGUUGACAUUUAGCUAAGGACGUAGCCAUUCGAUAAAUGGAUAGGUUCUAUUGGGAUAUGCGCACGUAAUAUUUCGAUUUGGAAUCAAACACACGCAUUUUACGUCAGGAAGAGACUCGCACUAUAUUCUAAAUACGUCCUCGACUUCUGAUCGACAGGUCAACAAACACAAUUGCGGUUCCUCAAAGCAUGAGAGUGAUUUUGCUAGCUCUUGUCAAAAGCCCUGUAUUUUGAGCUGCCAGAUAAUGGCUCGUCCUUUUCCCUACACGUUCAUAUCGUGUCCCUGCGCAGAGACGCCGAGCACUCCUGCGCUCCCUACAAACAGGCUCUCAAGGGACCUUUCAAAUAUCACACUUAGCGGUCAACGACUAGACCCCGAUACCGAUGACGAAGACCGAACCUUUGAUCCGAGAUCAUCUCGAGCGAAUUACUCUCUUUACCCCCCUGAACAUCUAUUGUACUGCGAGGAUUGCCAUCAAAUAAAAUGUCCAAGAUGCAUAACGGAAGAGAUAGUAUGUUGGUACUGCCCAAAUUGCUUGUUUGAAACACCAAGCAGUAUGGUUAGGAGCGAAGGGAACAGGUGCGCGCGCAAUUGCUUUAACUGUCCAAUAUGUACCUCACCCCUAUCGGUCACAACUCUUGGGAGCGCCGACAAUGGAGCCCAGAACGGACCUUGGAUACUGUCAUGCGGAUACUGCAUGUGGACAACUCUUGAUAUUGGAAUCAAAUUCGAUAAGCCAACCAACAUUCGUGCUCAGCUUACCUCAUUAAGUAAUGGCCAAAACCGCAGCUCCCCUGAAAUUAAAUCCCCCCUGGCAAACCUCACCUCUCCGGACGACGGAACAGGCCUUGAUUCUCAAGAUGAAAGAUUGGCUGGGACUGCUUUUUCAGAAGAAAAGCCAGCAACGAUUGACCCAGAGUCCCGUUUCUCUGCUCUGAAGUCAUUUUACAGAAACCAGUUAACGGAAACAUCAACAUCUCCGACAGAUCCCCUGGUUGGACCCGAACUAGGAGGCUUUUAUUCUUCUCCGAGUGCGUUAAACCGUAUCAUGUCGCUCUACACUGCAGGAAUUGGCAAUCUUCAUGGCGCUGGUAGCAAAAAGCCUAAGUCAAAACCACCAGUGAUGCGCGAGGCCCUCACACCCGCAGAAGGCCUCCACAUACCUGAUCCUAACACUGAACAAGCAAUCAUCCAAAAAAUGGCUUCCCCGGACUGUGGUUGGGACGGCCUUGCGUCUGUGGAGCAAAAGGUCUCCCAACCCCCUUCUACAAGAUUUGUCGAUGAGUUACGUCCUCUCCCCGUCCUCCUUCGCACCAAGAGAUCAAAACGCUGCAAAGCGUGCAAACACAUCCUCGUCAAACCCGAAUUCAAACCACAAUCAACCCGCUUCCGAAUCCGUCUAAUAGCCCUCAGCUACAUUCCACUCACGAUCAUGCGUCCUUUACCUCCAUUUCCCGCGAGCUCCCCCCCGGUAAACCUCGACGCCCUCGAACCCGGUAGACCCGUGCAAUUCCUCAUCACCCUAAAAAACCACAUGUUCGACCCUAUCCGUAUCACCCUAGCUACCCCAUCAGUAACCCCCGGCCGUGUCGAGUCAAAGGUUACGAUGCUUUGCCCGCAAUUUGAAGUGGGUGCCAACAGCGAUGUCUGGGACGAAGCUCUGGCAUCAUCGGCAGCGCAAGACCCGCGCUCUUCCAGAUCAGGACUGGAUAAAGUCGCCGAAGCAGGAAAGAUAUGGGAUAAGGGAAGGAACUGGACGACCGUGGCCAUGGAGGUUGUGCCGGGGUCGCUUCCUGAUUUAGCUCCGGGCGAGGAGGAUGAGGACGAGGAGAGUGAUGUGACUGGAAUGGAAGAAGAUGAAGAUGUUAUUGAGAUUCCGGUGUUUGUGCGGGUGGAGUGGGAGGCUGAAGGUGGUGCAGAGGACCUGGGUAUGAGACCUGAUACAAGGAGGCAGCAGGAGGCGGAGAUGGUGAAGAGGGAACUGGCUUAUUGGAUGGUGCUAGGGAUUGGGAGGAUUAAACGGGCUGGACACGGGCAUCGCCACUAGCUACGCUUGGUUCCAGACACACCACUGUCCUUUUCCCGUUCUUGAAUUUUCGUUACUUUUUCUUCCGGACUUGUUCGACAAGAUACCUAACUUUCUGUUUACUCCCGUGCCUCGCAUAUUAUACCACCUUCCACUUCUUGUAUGCGAUACCAGAUUGGCGGUAUUACAAUCCCCAACCAUCCUCAAUUUUGCAUUUGCAUCCGUUUGUACCCUGUGCGCCCCGCUAGUCGCAUUCCUUUCAUUUUUGUGCAGGUCCAACGUCGCAAAUUGUGGCCAAAGGUACGGAAGAACGGUGCCAAGGACAGCAACACCUCUUUUCGUUCAGGUAUCAUCCUCAAAUUCCUCAAGACUCAUGAAUGUAUUUUCCGUACAGUUAAGGAAGCUCGUUUAUGUAAACAACACGCAGGAGAGAGAUAUCGUAGGUGAGAGGGCGGAUAAAAAACGAUAUAUAAAAGGAACAAAAGAAAAAAAAACAAAAAAAAAAAGAAAAAGCGUAACAUAAAACUGCUAAGAUUGCGGAAACCCAUCGCUUUAUUUCCCAUUAAAAAACGACAAAGUUUUCCGAACUUAUUAUUUUAUUUCAUUGCCCCUUUCCUUCCCCCAUGACCGGAGAAAAAAGGAAAAGAAAAAGCAACAAAUAAGACCCCAGCGUUCCACACCGACCCUGCUCCCCAGACCUGUUUCCCGCACCUACAUCCUAUUUAAAGAACCAAGCGCGAGAAAAAAGAGAAGAAAAUUUAACUUUAACAUUUUUAUUUUCUUUCCGCUCAGACCUCUAAAACUCCGUAGCACUGCUUUGCGGGAACUCGAAUCUGACACCACGGCCCGUCAAUCUCCGGUAGACCUCGCCAUAUGCAUCGAGGCGGUGGUCGACACCGCCACGCUCCUUCUCGUGCAGGAUAACCUUGAGCACCUUGGUGCCGUCCUCCUUUGUUCGCAGACGCUUGCCGACGAUCUCGACGGGGUAGACGAUGUCGGUAAGGAUAGCCUCGUGGACAGCGGUGAGAGUGCGGGAGCGGGGGCGCUUCUGGGUCUGGGAGGUGCGAGAGCGGGCGGAGCGCUUGGGGCGCGGGAGAAUGCGGCGGGAAGCGAGGAUCAGGACAUGGCGGUCAGAGAACUUCUUCUCGAGUUCACGGGUAAGGCUAUAUUAGGAAGUCGGGUUAGUGGGUUGAGCUUGAGUUUUGUGGACUGGUUGGAUAUGACUUUGCGAAUUGUCUUAGCGACGAAGAGAUUGGAUGUUGUCAUACCGUUGCUGGACCUUGUGGAAGCCCUGGAGGAGGGGGACUGGGACAAAGAUGACAAUAGCCUUCUUUCCGUGGCCGACUUCGAUCUAUAUUAUUCGAGCACACAUAUCAGUAUACGA
Blastomyces gilchristii SLH14081 is the source of this 3579-nucleotide messenger RNA. Its product is annotated as dynactin 4. The transcript has 3 exons. The record is from RefSeq and is a predicted model, not a curated record. Gene Ontology annotation, cellular component: dynactin complex. Lineage: Eukaryota; Fungi; Ascomycota; Eurotiomycetes; Onygenales; Ajellomycetaceae. Bases 414 to 2216 code for a protein of 600 amino acids.